AUGUGGCCCUCGUCCUUUCUCGUUCCACCAGAGUCUUUCCAGCCUAGUCUAGAGAGUUUCCAGCCAAAACCCCCUGAUCGAAUUCGGCAGGAAGUCCUUUUGAAGCUCCGUUGGAGUAUUCUAGGGUCCUUAGAGAACAUCAGCAUCCAGACCGGCAUUAAUGAAGAUGGCACCGAAGAGUGUCAGCCCUUCCUUGCACAUCCACUAGCUAUGGAAUCACUGGCUAUUCCGCCCGUAAGCCGUCUACAAUUGGACGCAACGGACAUAGCAGAGGCGAAACACUUCCGCCUAGUAUCUAAAGGCUAUGCAUAUGAGAGGCUUGUGAUUGAGAACGAGGAUAGGAGCCCUAUCACGAUCAAGGAUUUUGUCACUCAGGCACACUACUAUCUCAGUCAACACAAAGACGUGCUGGUCCACUAUCGAAAGAACGUGGGAUUCAGCACACUACCACCUCCCGGAGAAGCUGUUGGGCCGGGCUUUGCAGUUUACGAUCCUAUGAAGAAGCAUGACCUUUUUUUUAAGCACGCCUCUAGUAACGCCUAUUCUGAGGAUUGCCGGGUAUCUAUAUCCACCGCUAUGGAAGGGGAAGGAGGAAAGUCGGCUGAGGCUUUUUGGCGUUCCCAGCGCGCUACUGCCACCAGCAUAGCCUCGUAUCGAGCAAGCCUGCAGGGGUGA
This is a messenger RNA of Parastagonospora nodorum SN15, 675 nucleotides long. RefSeq lists its product as hypothetical. NCBI's taxonomy places the organism in Eukaryota, Fungi, Ascomycota, Dothideomycetes, Pleosporales, Phaeosphaeriaceae. The coding region runs from base 1 to 675 and encodes 224 amino acids. The record is from RefSeq and is a predicted model, not a curated record. The transcript has a single exon.